AGAAGAAGAAGUGUUCAGAAUCGAGUGCAAGGAGGUUAUGUUCCAAUGAGAGGUGAUUACGCAGGGGCCUGGUGUAAUUUGGCAAUUUAAUUGAUUAAUAUUUAUAGUAUUGCUCAAUAGCACCGUUCGAAUUAAAUGCCGAUUAUAAGUUAAAUUAUUAGAAUGCAAAGGGUCUUAUCCAGCAGGUAUUUAUCUUUUAUAAGUGCUUCACGAAAUUUUCGAAAUGGCAUAUAUACAAGUACGCGAUCCUAUUCGGGGAAACGUCCUGGUUUCUUCUCGCAGUUUAUCGAUAACGUGCGGCAGGAGAUGGCUAAAAAUAAGGAGAUGAAAGAAAGCAUCAAGAAAUUUCGAGAGGAGGCCAACAAGUUGGAACAGUCUGAUGCACUCAAGUCGGCUCGACAGAAGUUCAAUAUAGUCGAGUCGGAAGCACAAAAAGGAGGCGAUGUUCUUAAGGAGAAAUUGGGAUCCAUAAAGGACAGAGUUCAAGAUGUGCUGGAGGAAGCUGGCAAAACAGAGCUGGCGAAGAAAGCAAGUCAGAUAGGCGAAGAGCUUUCGAAAUCCGCUAAGGGUGUAACCGACACAAUCUCAGAAAAGGGGCAGCAACUAGGAAAAAGUGGUGCAUUCCAAACAAUAACGGAAGCAACUAAAAUAGUACAAAAUGAAAUUGGUCCACAAGGUAUACACGGUCGUGUGUAUCGAAGUCCUGAAAAAUUACGAAAACGGAAAGAAAUCCUCGCAUCCAGCGAUAACAGAAGUUUCGAACCGAACAUUGACGAAGUAGGAGUAGAACUCCACAAGGACUCGAAAUUUUAUCAAUCUUGGGAGAAUUUUAAGAACAAUAACGCUUACGUGAACAAAGUUCUCGACUGGAAAAUGAGGUAUGAAGAAUCAGAAAAUCCAGUGAUCCGGGCUUCCAGACUCCUAACCGACAAAGUCUCCGACGUCUUCGGAAAUAUCUUCUCAAAAACCGAGCUAUCGGAAACGCUGACGGAGUUGUGUAAAAUCGAUCCUAAUUUCGAUCAGAAGCAGUUCCUCCGCGACUGUGAAACUGACAUUAUACCAAAUAUCCUGGAAGCAAUGACACGCGGCAACCUAGAAAUAUUGAAGGAUUGGUGCUUUGAAAGUGCCUACAAUAUCAUUGCCACGCCGAUUAGUGCAGCAAUUAAGGCUGGUUAUUAUUUAGACUCGAAAAUUCUGGAUAUUGAAAAUGUUGACUUAGCAAUGGGAAAAGUCAUGGAACAAGGACCUGUUUUAAUUAUCACAUUUCAGUCACAACAAAUUAUGUGUGUGAGAGAUCGAACGAAUAAAGUCGUUGAAGGAGAUCCUGAGAAAGUGAUGCGUGUGAAUUAUGUGUGGGUGUUGUGUCGUGAUCCGAAUGAGCUGAAUCCAAAAUCUGCGUGGAGAUUGAUGGAGUUAUCAGCAAGUAGCCAAGAACAGUUGGUUUAGACCAAUUUUUUAGAAAUGUAUAUACCAUAUGUAAUAUAUGAAAAAUUAAAAAGUCAACCCGA
Hermetia illucens (black soldier fly) is the source of this 1508-nucleotide messenger RNA. Its product is annotated as mitochondrial import inner membrane translocase subunit TIM44. Gene Ontology annotation, biological process: protein import into mitochondrial matrix. Gene Ontology annotation, cellular component: mitochondrial inner membrane. Bases 163 to 1446 code for a protein of 427 amino acids. The transcript is spliced from 4 exons. The record is from RefSeq and is a predicted model, not a curated record. Gene Ontology annotation, molecular function: protein-folding chaperone binding. Lineage: Eukaryota; Metazoa; Arthropoda; Insecta; Diptera; Stratiomyidae.